UGAAAGACGUAAUAUGUAAAAGCCAGCUUUAUUUUCACUCGAAAUAUAUCAAGUUUCACGCGUUAUUGUUGGGAAAUAUUCGUAGCAUGCAAAGUGGAAAACAGGACAGUUUAUUCUUUCCUAGCCCGCAAAUAGAUAUGAGUGGAAAAUUAAUUAUAAAAGCUCAACUUGGCAAUGAUAUAAGACGAAUUCCAAUUCAUAACGAAGACCUAACUUAUGAUGAUUUGUUACUCAUGAUGCAACGAGUGUUUCGGGGUCAGUUAACGAACUCUGACGAUGUGACAAUAAAAUAUAAAGACGAAGGUAUUACACGUUCAUUUUGUGUGUUUAAACUUUCAAAAUCUGCCAAAUAAUCUUCACUAUUUACUUGUGAAUUUAAAUGUACUUGUCUAUUGUAAUUGUACACAUUAUAAACAAUUUAAUGGACUUCGUUUAUAGAUGGUGACCUGAUUACUAUAUUUGACAGUUCAGAUCUGUCCUAUGCUAAAUCAGUUAGUCGAAUUCUCAGGAUAACUUUAUUUGGUAGGUACAUGGACCGAAAAUUUUAUUGUCAUAUCACAAAAAAUAAUUAUAUCCUGAAUGACAAUUAAGUUGAGGUAAAUGUUGUGAUAGAAGGCUGAGGCAGAGAACAUGUUUUAAUUAAGAUCUUGCUAAUACCUUAUAUCACAAAAAAUCAAAUCUAAUAAUUGUUGAAAGAACAAAUCAAAUGAUAUCAUAAUUUGACUAGCUUUAAUCAAGGAAGUAUUUUUUGCAAUCAAUAUACAAUAUACUAACAUCAGAAUCUGUAUAGUUGCAAUCUGCAUUUGUCUGAUUAUCAAACACCUCAUAUUUACAUCUUGUGUACUACAGUUUUUCCCGUUGCAAACCUGGACCAAUAAGGAAUGCCGAGAUGGCCUUUACUUGACCUCUAGGGAAAAUUAUUUAGAACUAACAGCUAUCCAGUAUAAAUAAAGUUAGUUCAGUUUAAUAUUUUUAACUUGCCAUUUUUGGUAGUGAACCAAUAUCCUCGACCGAUGGAACACAAUAUGGUGAGAGAAUUUCGUAAAGAACUUGCAAACAUCCGAGACAGAAUCAACUUUCUGUUUGACAAACUUGAGUCAGCAGAAACUGAAGCAGACAAAUAUAAAACAGGAAAACAACUUACAGCAAAAACAGGUCCAGUCGCACCUCCGGAGACAGGUAACUCACUGUGUAGUACCAUAGUCGUGGGCAUUUGCAAGUUACUUACGACAUAUUUAUUGUGAUUUAGCAGCUGUGGCUCCUGCUCCAGAGAUCAGUAAACCUGUAGACCCCAAAGUGCGGGUGCAUGCUGCAAUGUUUGAUCCACUUAAUCAACAGUCAAGCCAAAUGGAUAGCAAAGCUGUUGAUCAGUUUGAUCAAAUUGGUAAGGUUCAGAUAGUAUGGCUCGUAUUAUGGUUAUGUUUUUUCAACGCUUGUCAGAUGUUGGUGAUCAUGUAGUUAAAUCUUAUCCUGUCAUCAGUCUUGCAAAACUAGAUGUCCUCAUUCCAUUUCUAAUAUUGCUUCUGGAUAUUUAUUCUUCAGUCUUCCUUUUCAAUUUUCCAUGGGAAGCAGCAUUUCCAACCAAGACCCAUCUUGUUUCAAAAUUUGGCCAGGAAACUUGAGCUGUCUCUGUUUCUUCUCUUCCAUCUUGCUUUUUUUAGUAUCUCCUAAUUUGUCACUAUAUUUACCAUCCAGUGAAUCCUCGUCAUUCUUUGCAGAAACCUCAGCUCCUUCAAGUAUUUCUCGUGUUUUCCUUCUUCUUUGCUUUUGUCAAUGCAUGUAUGUUUUAGAAAUGUAAGACGACAUACCUCUAUUUUUUAGGUAAGCAAGUCAUAUACAAUGGGCAACCAACAAGUGACAUAACUCCAGCAAUAAGUCAGCAAUAUCAAGCGUCAAGUUUAAGCAAUACAACACAAGCACCUUAUCCAAGUAAUAAUCCAGCUUUCAAUCCUUCCCCAAGAUCUACCCCACCUCCCCAGAAAUCUGUACCUAACCAAGUUCCCCCUACCCAGGCCCCACCUACCCAUGUCCAACCUACACAACCAACUAAUUCAGCAUACAACCAAAACAGUUAUGCCCCCACCUCCCAGACAUAUUCCCAAGGGUAUACCUACCAACCCAGCAGUAAUGGCACAGGGGGUGGAGCCCCAAGUGUCUCGGCACCUACACAAUCUUACGCUGGUCCAAACCAGGCCCAGGUGUAUAUUGGCGGAAGUGAAUCAGGUUACCCAUCAGGAGGAUAUGGAAAUACAGGGGGAACCACAGGGACCAAUCCGUAUUCGAGAACUGCUGGUGGGGGAACAUACCCCCAGCAACCCCCUGCAGGGGUAUAUGAUUAUAGCGCAUCAGGACAAUACCCCACUAGCUAUCAAGCCCCAUAUCCUAGUUACUAGUAGGAACAAUACAGUAUAACUAAGUCAUUCAGAAUAUUAAUAUAAUAAAGUACUGGAGUAGUGUAUUACAAUUGCUGUGAUAAUUUGGCGAAGUCCUAUUGUCAUUUGUGGUGGUCCAAAGUAAAUUUCCCCAAGGUCACAAUAUUUUCAUACUAUAUAAGUUGCGAAAAUUUCUUUCAUCACCGUGUAGAAAAAUGUAGUAAUAUAGAGAAUAAACAUGCCAUGUUUUUGCAAGCUUGGUUGGUAUAACGAACCUGAAACUGUCUAAAUUGGUGUUUGUUUUCAAUUUUAAAUUUAACCAAGAAUGUUUGUUGCCAUCUGUAAUGGGCAAAAACGUUGACUGUUUAAGCUCUCUCAUAGAUCAUGACUUGAACAUAUGAUAUAGCUUUUCAAGUAUUGAAAGAAACAUUUGUUAAUACAUAUGUAAUACUGUGGUAUCCAUACGGUGUUUCUUUGUGUUUUGUGCUAAUGAUUUGUUAAAUUAAUGAUAUGAAUAAUCUACCUCUAAGGCAUUGAUUAUGAAAACAAUGUGAACUAUAACGAACUACAGUAGCUUACGCAGUUGUCAUGUUAAUUUAAAGAAUGGUGAAUUAGAACUACGAUUAAUAGCUAUGGUAUAAUUAUGGGUAUUUUGCGAAGUUCACUAUAAAUACUUAUCAAUUUUUGUAUGCUUCUAUCACGUGUAGUAUUUUCUUCUAUGGAUUCCUCGCUCUGAAAUGAAGGCCUUGCUAGGUCUAACGACGUUUGCAAUUC
Messenger RNA from Paramuricea clavata, 3146 nucleotides. The record is from the annotation of a GenBank genome assembly. NCBI's taxonomy places the organism in Eukaryota, Metazoa, Cnidaria, Anthozoa, Malacalcyonacea, Plexauridae.